AUGGAGAUUGCCAGGUGGAUGGGGGUUGACUACAUCUGGAUUGAUGCGUUAUGCAUCAUUCAGAACUCUCGGGACGAUUGGCUUGCGGAGAGCACCAAAAUGGGCGAUAUUUAUACGAAUUCGUUUUGCAAUAUUGCGGCCACGAGCGCCGACCCUCAACAAGGAUGUUUUACAGAGAGGCUCGUCUAUAUGGUGGAGCCAUAUCCCUUACCAAACCCCCAACUACAAGACGGAGAAAAGACAUAUGUCAUUGGUUACGACGACUUUUGGAGUAACAGCCUCUCCGACACGGCUCUGCACACACGAGGGUGGGUUCUUCAAGAGCGCUUGCUAAGUCCACGUACGAUCCAUUUCGGACAGGAGCAAAUCUUCUGGGAGUGCCGGUGUGAGAUGGCCUGCGAAGCAUAUCCUGAUGGCAUCCCCGAGCAGUUUCACAACCGGAAAAUGCAUGCUUGGAGGCAGGCAGACAAAAUCCUCGACCCAGCCCAGAAGCAACCCUCGGAAUUGUCCCUGUUGUCGAAGUACCUACCACGAUUUCUCUCAAAUUGGUUCACCACGGGCUCGAAAGUGGAUGAUUCCUAUUGGGUCUAUGAAGUUUGGAGCAGGAUCGUCGAGGCGUACAUGGAAUGCAAACUGACCUAUGGCGAGGACAAACUCGUCGCGAUCUCGGGUAUUGCCCAAAAAGUCGCCGAAGCCACAGAUGAACGAUACCUUGCUGGGCUGUGGGACAAUGCCAUGCUACCUCAGAGUCUGCUCUGGUGCGUCUUGGGCCGAAGACAAGCUGACGGCACUCCAUCAUUGAGAAGUGCUUCAGCAGGAGACCCCGACUAUCGGGCACCAUCCUGGUCCUGGGCGUCACUGGAAGCCAAGGUGAUCUGGAACUGGCCUGCCAAGUGUGAACAGGUUGUCAUCGACGUUCUGAGCACAGACAUCGAACAGCCCGAGGGAAGCAGAAUGGCCAAGGUGUCCUAUGCACAGAUGAAGAUCCGAGGCGUUCUAGUCGAGGCUUGUCUCCAGGUCGCAAGUCGGGAUAUGGAUGGAGAACCCGAAGAGGACGGACUCUAUACGUUGGUGCUCAACAGUCACGCCGACUCCGAGGACAUGCGACAUUACUCGAUGGAUCCCACCAUCUACCUCGACACCCCGAUGAUGCCAGACUCCGAUUGCAUGGAUGUAUUCCUACUCCCAAUUUGCACACAGUGGCAGGGACGAUCUGGAGUGGAGGCCACAGCCCUGGCUGGCCUGCUGUUGAGAAAGGUGAUAUCGACUACAGGCGGGACGAUGUACGAGAGAAUGGGGAUCUUUGGGCUGGACCACGAUCAGGCUCACGCAUUGUGUGGCUCUCGCCCUGACGAACCCUGGUCUAUCGAAAAUGCGUUGGGGAGAAUGAGGCGAGAAGAUUUAUGUCUCAUAUGA
This is a messenger RNA of Fonsecaea nubica, 1416 nucleotides long. RefSeq lists its product as hypothetical. NCBI's taxonomy places the organism in Eukaryota, Fungi, Ascomycota, Eurotiomycetes, Chaetothyriales, Herpotrichiellaceae. The transcript has a single exon. The record is from RefSeq and is a predicted model, not a curated record. Bases 1 to 1416 code for a protein of 471 amino acids.